UUUGUCCUGUGCCAAGAACUGGAAUUUAAUUUUUCUGCAAUAAUGUAUAUAGUGAUUAUCAAAAUCUGCAAAUAAAAUUGAACUAGGUAAAAGACAAUUUUUCCAGCUGUAAUCUUCAGCUUAUGUUCGCUCUUUUUAAGAAGGGGAGAGUAAAUUUAGUGUGAGACUGAGAGAUACUUCUCUCCUUCUGCAAUUGCUCUAAAAAAGAAAUUCCAAAAAGAAAGGUCUUGAUCUGUGUCUGGAGGGGUGAAAUCUUGAUUUUUGUUGUGGGUUUUAUCUGUGAAUGAAAUCUUGUACACAAAGAUGGACCAAACAAUUGAAAGGUCUUCAAAUGCACAUAGAAGUUUUCGAGUUCAACCUCCACUGGUUGAUUCUGUAUCAUGCUAUUGCAAUGUUGAUUCGGGCUUAAAAACAGUUGCCGGGGCAAGGAAAUUUGUCCCCGGAUCCAAACUUUGUAUCCAGUCAGACAUCAGUUCCCAUGCACACAAAAGUAAAAACUCUCGGAGGGAGAGGUCAAGAGUGCAGCCACCUCUUCUGCCUAGCCUACCUGAUGAUCUUGCAAUUGCUUGUCUAGUACGGGUUCCUCGUGUUGAACUUUGCAAGCUCCGUCUAGUUUGCAAAAGAUGGUAUAGGCUUCUUGCUGGUAACUUCUUUUACUCUCAAAGGAAGAAUCUUGGAAUGGCUGAAGAGUGGGUAUAUGUGGUUAAAAGAGAUCGUGAUGGACGGAUUUCAUGGCAUGCAUUUGACCCAACUUACCAACUUUGGCAGCCACUUCCACCUGUUCCAGGGGAAUAUAGUGAAGCCCUUGGAUUUGGUUGUGCUGUUCUUAGUGGUUGCCAUCUUUAUUUGUUUGGAGGAAAAGAUCCAAUAAGGGGGUCUAUGCGACGGGUAAUCUUUUACAAUGCUCGAACAAAUAGAUGGCACAGGGCACCAGACAUGCUCCGCAAACGCCAUUUCUUUGGCUGUUGUGUAAUUAAUAAUUGUCUUUAUGUUGCUGGUGGAGAAUGUGAAGGAAUACAGAGGACUCUUCGUUCAGCUGAAGUUUAUGAUCCAAACAGGAAGCGCUGGAGUUUUAUAGCUGAUAUGAGCACAGCUAUGGUGCCUUUUAUUGGGGUAGUGUAUGAUGGCAAGUGGUUUAUAAAAGGUUUGGGAUCCCACAGAGAAGUUCUCAGUGAAGCUUAUAACCCUGAUACAAAUGCAUGGAGCCCAGUCAACAACAGGAUGGUUGCCGGUUGGCGCAACCCAAGCAUCUCCAUGAAUGGUCGUCUAUAUGCUUUGGACUGUCGUGAUGGGUGCAAACUUAGAGUAUAUGAUGAAUCUACUCAUUCAUGGAUCAGAUUUAUUGAUAGCAAGCUCCACCUUGGAAGUUCUCGUGCUAUGGAAGCAGCUGCUCUGGUUCCCCUUAAUGGUAAACUUUGUAUAAUUCGUAACAACAUGAGCAUCAGCAUCAUUGAUGUGUCGAGUCCUGAUAAGCGUGUGGAAACUAACCCACAUCUUUGGGAGAACAUUGCUGGUAAAGGUCACUUCAGAACUAUGUUCACAAAUUUAUGGUCAAGUAUCGCAGGACGAGCAGGUUUGAAGAGUCAUAUUGUGCAUUGUCAGGUGUUACAAGUUUGAGCAUUGGAAGUCUUAGCCACUCUUCUUGAUGAGAACUGAGAGCUGCCUCUACUUUCUGUUUCAAGAACAAAAUUUUCUGGAGUUGCAGUUUCGAAUCAUCAGCAUGCUCCUGCAUUGGUUAUGAAUCAAAUAAUUCCGUUGUUCUUUUACACUUCCAAAUGACCUUCGGCAGCCUUAGCAGUUAUUGCUUGCCUUGAAGUGUGUGUAGAUGGAUGUCUCCUGGAAUUGUUGGGAUUUAAUUCGAAGAGAAGAAGGGGGUUGAGGUUAUUGAUUAAUAGCUCAUGCAUGAAUUUCUAUGGUAAUUUCAUACUUUACAAUUCAUCAAUUGGCAGAAAAUUGUUCAAAUCCAGAGCUACCUUGCUGAUGAUUUUGGCAGUAAAAUUGGGCCUAUUUAUAACAUUCAGAAAGAGAUCAGAUAGCUAUAUGUUUGUACAUCCUUUUGGCCUGUAGUCUUGUACCAAUAACUUCUAGUCUUAGAUACUCUUUUGUGCAUAUAAUGACAUGGAGAUAUAGCUGAUAUCUUCAGUUCCUA
Solanum dulcamara is the source of this 2149-nucleotide messenger RNA. Its product is annotated as F-box/kelch-repeat protein At1g55270-like. Bases 304 to 1617 code for a protein of 437 amino acids. Lineage: Eukaryota; Viridiplantae; Streptophyta; Magnoliopsida; Solanales; Solanaceae. The transcript is spliced from 3 exons. The record is from RefSeq and is a predicted model, not a curated record. Gene Ontology annotation, molecular function: protein binding.